This is a messenger RNA of Rosa rugosa (rugosa rose), 1178 nucleotides long. Its product is annotated as protein CANDIDATE G-PROTEIN COUPLED RECEPTOR 2-like. Gene Ontology annotation, molecular function: G protein-coupled receptor activity. The transcript has 6 exons. Gene Ontology annotation, biological process: G protein-coupled receptor signaling pathway. Bases 99 to 1004 code for a protein of 301 amino acids. The record is from RefSeq and is a predicted model, not a curated record. Lineage: Eukaryota; Viridiplantae; Streptophyta; Magnoliopsida; Rosales; Rosaceae. Gene Ontology annotation, cellular component: plasma membrane.
GUGACGCAGAAGCGACGUCGUCGUGAUCUCUAUAUUACCAAAACUAAUGCUUUGCUUUCUUUGAUUAAACCCUUGAUGCAAUCUCUUCGGCCAGAGCUAUGGCAACAAAUCUCGUACAACACCUGAACGCCUCGGUCAACGCGCCGAUCCCAAGCCUUCCCGCCACCGUCGACGGCGAGGAUCGGAGGUUGUCCAGCUCAGACUGCCAUGGUCUCUGGUACGACGCCGUUCUCGUCGUCCCUUCCGUCGUUUUCUUGGUCUACUUGGCCUUCCACGCCAAGAAGAACCUCAAGAAGCUCUCUAAUGGCAGCUCUUAUAUCAUGAUUUCCUAUUAUGCCCUCGUCUGGGUCGCCGCCCUCCUCAACCUCGCCUGGUGCGCUCUUCAGGGUUGGCAAUGCUCUGGUGGAAAGGCGGUGGCUUGGAAUCUGUUGACUUUGUUCACAGCUUCUGCAAUGAUGUGUUUGGAGAUUAGCUUGGUGGCUUUUUUGCUCCAGGACAAUUACUCAAGUGGAGUUGAAGCUCUAGCUCAGACUUCCCUUUUCUCAGGGAUCGUUGUGAGCGUGGAUACACUGCUCAAGGCAAUCUAUGUAUUCGGAUUUGGGGUCCCUCUCUUCAUGGUUGGUGUUGGAGGUACGACUGGAGUGAAAUGGGGCCUAUGGUUCUUCCACAAAUCAUUGCUUACUGCAGUCUAUGGCUUCAUAUUGUUUGUGCAUUUCUCCAAAUGGAGAGAAAAGCUUCCGCCCAGACCAGCCUUCUACAACUACAUUGUCGUGAUGUUUGUAUUUGGUGCUGUGACAAUGUUUGCUUGUGGGCUUGCUGGAAUCGGGGCUGGUUUUGGCAUUUGGUUGUACAAUUUGACAGAAAUAUGUUACCACGCUCUCUAUCUUCCUUUCCUAUAUGUAACCUUCCUGGCAGAUUUUUUCCAGGAAGAACAAUUUCUUCUGGAUAAUGCAUAUUACUCUGAGAUGAAGGAUGCAGGGUUCUUCGAUGCUGAUUGGGAUUAGUCUCUCGGUAACUUGUAGCCAUCUGGCCCUGCUUUGUAUACCUUGUAAAUAAGAUACAAUGUGUAUUUCAAGGGUAAAUUAGCGCACGAAACAAAAACCAUACUCGUUGGGUGAUAAUUGUAAAUGCAACUUUGUUGAGUAGUGAGAGCCAAUCUAAUUGACUAAUUCUGUAGC